AUGGCAGGACCCAACCUCGAGCUGUUCAAGUUUGGCAUGUACCUCUUCUUCCCGCUGGCCGUCAUGGUCCACUACGGCGAUCCGGAAUGGUACCACCGCCACGUACUCCCGCUAAGAGACCAGUUCUGGCCGGCCGAAGAAUCGCUCUACAAACCGCCACGCAACGCGACCGACGUCAAGGCGUCGUUGGAGGAGUUCAGGCAGAAGCGCCUGGCAAAGAGAGAGGCGAGGCUCGAGAGGGAGAGGAUCGAGGGCCUGCAGAUCGAGAACGACAAGGUCGCCGCAGAGGAGAGGAUGAAGGCCGCCGCCAACCGACUCGUAUGA
This is a messenger RNA of Pseudozyma flocculosa PF-1, 324 nucleotides long. RefSeq lists its product as uncharacterized. Gene Ontology annotation, biological process: mitochondrial respiratory chain complex IV assembly. NCBI's taxonomy places the organism in Eukaryota, Fungi, Basidiomycota, Ustilaginomycetes, Ustilaginales, Ustilaginaceae. The record is from RefSeq and is a predicted model, not a curated record. The transcript has 4 exons. Gene Ontology annotation, cellular component: mitochondrion; mitochondrial inner membrane. The coding region runs from base 1 to 324 and encodes 107 amino acids.